ACUGAAUUUCACUGCAAGAAUAAUUCGUCCCUCACAGCUUGGUAUCUAUGUGUCAUUCCUAUCUCUUCGUUGACAUUACUUUUAAUUCCAUAGUUUUCUCGUUCUCCACUGUUCCUUAUGAAACGCACAAGCAUAUAAAUAUUCCAUAUCCUCAUCUUUUGGGUCUAGUACAAUUUUUAUUCCCUAAAAACUGGAACAACUCAUACUCUCUUAUCUUCUUCCAUUCCAUAGUACCCUUCAUCACCUUUUUUUCCCUUUCAAAAACAACAUUUUUUUUAGAAUUCUUAUAUUGCUAGUAAUCCAAGAGGAACAAGUGUGAAUUCGUAGAGAGAGAUAGGAAGAAAAAUGGAUCAUGAAGCUGAUGCUUACCGGACUGAUUUAAUGACCAUCACUCGCUUUGUUCUGACCGAGCAAUCAAGGUAUCCUGAAUCACGUGGUGAUUUAACUAUCCUCCUUAGUCACAUUGUUCUUGGCUGCAAAUUCGUUUGCUCUGCUGUUAACAAGGCUGGAUUGGCAAAACUCCUAGGACUUGCUGGAGAAACCAAUGUUCAAGGUGAGGAGCAGAAGAAAUUGGAUGUGAUUUCUAAUGAGGUUUUUGUGAAGGCCUUAAUCAGUAGUGGACGUACAUGCCUUCUUGUUUCUGAGGAGUUAGAGGAGGCUAUACUUGUGCCACAAGCACAGCGUGGCAGAUACAUUGUUGUGUUUGAUCCUCUGGAUGGAUCCUCAAACAUUGACUGUGGUGUUUCCAUAGGAACUAUUUUUGGCAUUUACAUGGUGAAGGAACCAGAAGAAGUUACUAUUGAAGACGCUUUACAACCUGGGAACAAACUCGUAGCAGCCGGUUACUGCAUGUAUGGAAGCUCUUGCACGUUUGUGCUUAGCACAGGAAAUGGAGUGAAUGGUUUUACACUUGACCCUUCCCUUGGGGAGUUUAUAUUGACUCAUCCAAACAUCAAGAUACCAAAGAAAGGAAAUAUUUAUUCAGUGAAUGAGGGAAAUGCCAAAAACUGGGAUAAAACAACCACCAAAUAUGUAGAAAAUUGUAAGUUUCCUCAAGAUGGUGCACCAGCAAAGUCUCUUAGGUAUAUUGGCAGCAUGGUUGCUGAUAUCCAUCGAACAUUGCUUUAUGGAGGUAUCUUCAUGUACCCUGCUGAUAUCAAAAGCCCAAAUGGAAAGCUAAGGCUUCUCUACGAAGUCUUUCCAAUGUCAUACUUGAUGGAGCAAGCAGGAGGCCAGGCAUUCACAGGAAAACAAAGGGCACUUGACUUGGUUCCUGAGAAAAUACAUGAACGGUCACCAAUAUUCCUAGGAAGCUACGAUGAAAUUGAGCAAAUGAAAAAGCUUUAUGGUGCACUCAAAGAAAAUGGUGCCUGAGGACUGUAUUUUGUGGUUCUUUUGUUAGAGAUGCCAAUUAUUGGGCUCUUGGUAGUCAUAGUAUGUUUGAAUUGAUGAUGUCAAAUAAUCUAAAGCACAUUAACUUUAAAAGUUAUACCUUAUAUCUUCUCUUCAAAAGUGAUUAUGUAACUUCUGACUGAAGAAUCAAACACGCUAUUAGUUGAACAGUA
This is a messenger RNA of Lotus japonicus, 1565 nucleotides long. RefSeq names its product fructose-1,6-bisphosphatase, cytosolic-like. The transcript has 12 exons. Gene Ontology annotation, biological process: fructose 6-phosphate metabolic process; fructose metabolic process; gluconeogenesis. The record is from RefSeq and is a predicted model, not a curated record. Gene Ontology annotation, molecular function: fructose 1,6-bisphosphate 1-phosphatase activity. Gene Ontology annotation, cellular component: cytosol; cytoplasm. The coding region runs from base 346 to 1374 and encodes 342 amino acids. NCBI's taxonomy places the organism in Eukaryota, Viridiplantae, Streptophyta, Magnoliopsida, Fabales, Fabaceae.